Messenger RNA from Phycodurus eques (leafy seadragon), 7517 nucleotides. RefSeq names its product microtubule-associated protein 2 (gene map2). Gene Ontology annotation, biological process: microtubule cytoskeleton organization; neuron projection development. The record is from RefSeq and is a predicted model, not a curated record. The transcript has 19 exons. Gene Ontology annotation, molecular function: microtubule binding. Gene Ontology annotation, cellular component: neuron projection. Bases 306 to 6209 code for a protein of 1967 amino acids. Lineage: Eukaryota; Metazoa; Chordata; Actinopteri; Syngnathiformes; Syngnathidae.
ACUAAGAGGCAAAUCUGUCUCUAUGCCUUUCUACCCUCACGACUGCUCUUACCCUUUAUCCGCUGUCACUUUUCCAGGACUCGGAUGCAAAGCUGAGUCACGGAUCGUACUGCAGUCAGCCAGGUUCAUCUGGGAAGUCACAGGUUGGGCUUUGACUCCUGGUGUGACAGUCUUCAAAUCAGUCAUCAAAAGACAGAGGAAAUAAAUUUUUAAACGUGGCUUUGAUUCAUUGGCAAGUCCCACACCGGCGAAUCAGAAGGAGAGACAGCCCUCACCCCCCUCCCCAGUCGUGAGCUUGAACCAGCAUGGCAGAUGACCGACAGCCAGAAGACAGUGCCUCUCAGUGGGACCCCUCAGGGGGCCAGGAGCCCACUGGUACCCAUGGGGCCAACGGUUUCUCAUCUCCGUCGUACAGAACAUGCCAGACUAGUGGGACUCACGCGACCUCUGCCCCCUUCUCUUCAAGGGAGAACGGGUUCAAUGGGGAGUUAACCGGUGCUCAUGCUAUAACUGCAGAGCAAGUGUCUGCAAGGAUCGUGCAGGAAGUGACUGCCGAGGCAGUGGCGGUGCUAAAGGGGGAGCAGGAGAGUCAAAGGCUGCCAUCAGUUGAAGACACCACCAAUUUACCUCCGUCGCCGCCUCCUUCACCUGCUGCAGAACAAUUUGGUCCUCUUGAGCAAGAUGUAGGGGAUGAGGAGGAGGCAGGCCCUCUCCGCCGCUUCCAAAAUUCUCGGGAGAGGUGCAAGUUCCUCGCCCCCUCCAUCUCAGUUUCUGUGCCUGAGGACGACCCCUACCACUCCGACGAGGAGUACUAUGAGCACCCCUUGUUCAGCCCAGAGUGGACGCACUCGGGCGCCCGCCCCAUGGGGCAGGCUGUGGCCUUUAGACAGAUUGAAGAAGAGACCAUGGAGGCUCUUACAGCUGAAUACGAGGAGGAGGUUGAAGAGGAGGAUGAGGAUGAGGAGGAAGAGGAAAGUGCAGAGGCAGCUCUUGAUGAGCAGCAAUGGAGCGGGGAAGAGCCUGACCUGGACAUCCCCGAAGCUGAACUUGUAGAGCAGGCAGAGGCCGUAGACAAAGCCCAGGAUCUAGAACUGGGACUGACAGAGGCAGCUAGUGCUCCUACAGAAAGCUCUAUGGACAGAGAGGAGGAGGAGGAUGAGGAUGAGGAGGAAGCAGAGGGUGAGGAGAGCCCUGAGUCAGCUGUGAAGAUGGACUCGGAAAAACCCGGAAGUGAGAAAAGUGGUUCCAUGAGCCCAGACAGCAUCGGAUCAGAGAAACGUCCAGAGGAGGUUUUUGAGCAUCAGACUCAGGGGUUCUUUGCUGGAGAACGAAUCGUACCAGAGAGUCCCACCAUGGAUAUGCUGUCGUUUGUACCUCCAGAUGUUCAAACUCAAGCCAAAGAAUUUGCAAAGUCAAUCACCCUUCAGCCCAUUUAUGGUGAGCCCCUCACAGUGUCAGAGAAGCAGCCAUCUGUGGAGGUAGUGGAGUUCAGCAGCCUUGGUGCCCCCUCUGAUUUCUCUUCAAUGGGAGUCAAAGUUGAAGGAGGAAACUUGACAAGUGAUGCAAUGUCAGCUUAUUUUGAAACAUCAGCCACUGAUGCUUAUGUGUCCCCCCAGGAUAAGGGUGAGGGUUAUUAUGAACUGAGCAGAGUCGGUGAAGAGAAGAAUACUGUUGAUUCCAAGCCUCAGAAGAUUGGGUCACCAGUGCUGGAGAGUCGUGAAACACAAAACACUGUGACUCAAGAUUUCUCAGUUCCUGACAGAGGGAAUGAAUGCAAGCUAUCCCCUGGUAAACUGGCCUUGGAGCAAAGGAGCUACUCCCUAAACAUUACUAUUGGAACAAUGGAUCAAAUUGGCCAAGACAGAAUGAGGAACUUUUCACCAUUGGCCACUGAUAUCAUGACGUACACCAGUGGCAGUCUCGAUGAGUCAGCAGAUUACCUCCCAAUUACUACUCCCUCUGGAGAAAAGCCACCUCCCUUCCCUCCGCUAAUUCUGGAGACUGCAGCUUCAAUCACUUCUGAUUCCUCAUCUCCACCAAGGAUGGCUGAAGCCAUUUCAAAUCCCAGCUCUGGACCAGAGUCACCUGAGUCCCCUGAGUCACCCCAGCCAUCUGAGAGCAGUCCUAAGAAUAACACAGUCAUGGCCCAAGACUUGCCUGAGAUGCUAGAUCUUGCUGGGUCCCGUUCUAGGCUGUCAUCUGAAAACACUGACACAGAAAUCGUACGGAGAAAAUCGUUUCAAGCCUUCCCUGAUGACUUGCUGGCUGGCUUUGUCUCAGGUGAACAAAGUCCUGGAAUUAAAAAAAGUGACAGUCAGCUGGAAGAGAUGGGCUAUUGUGUGUUCAGUGAAUACUCAGGACCUAUGCCGUCCCCUGCUGAUGUGAUUAGCCCAACAAACACUUCUGCACAGGUCUUCACCCCUGCUGUUCUUGAGGAGAAAGUUGCUGCGCAAGCCAGGAAACUAGCAGUUAGAGACACAUCUGUGGAAGACAAUAGCCAGGCUUUAGACUUGACUGUCAGUGAAGAAAAAGAGAAGAGUGAAAGAGAGAGAAAAGAUUCCUCCGAAGAAGGUCAAAAGAAUAUAAUUGACCAGCUAAAUACAUCAGUAAGUGAGCAGGUAAAAUCGUCUGCCCUCCCAGGGGAAUCGUUUGUGACACCCACUGUCACAGUGACUUUAGAAGAAGGUGGGAGGUCAGGAAGCGAGACAGAACGACAAGCCAGUGGCGAAGGCUAUGCUUCUGAAACUGAGAUCGCUGACUAUGAGAGGCAGAUCCGCAAACUGGAGAUGGAGGGCAGGCCUCUCAGUUUGGAGGAAGAACGAGAGUUACAGGAGCUUCGGGAGAAGGUGAAGCUGGUGCACCAGGAGGCCUAUGAGGAAGUGGAUGCUGAAGAUGUGUACCAGUUGACCGGGGUGGCCAAAGACCGCAUUGCCAGGCCUGUCAAGUCGUCACCAACUUCCUCAGUGGAAAGUAAUAUUGAUGAUGAUAAACUACUUUCGCCAGUGCUCUCACCAUCCAAGCUUAAACAAAAAGAACUUUAUGGUUCCCCUAAAAGAGCAGCAUCACCAGUGAUAGCAGUAACCAAAGAGGGCACAGAGGAAUCUGAUAGAAAAGCUAGAGAGCAGAAUGAAAAAGAAGCAACUGAGGGAGAAAUAAAGGCUGAGAAAGAGGAGACAGAGAAGAAAAUUAAAGAAGAGACAGACAAGAAACUGAAUGAAAUAAAAGAAAGAGAAGAGGAGGAAAGGAGGGAACAAGAUACAGCAGAGAAGAAUCAAAGGGAAGAAACUGAGAAAAUGCAAAUGAUACACAAAGAAGAGCAAGAAGAGGAAAGGGAGACUAAAGAAAAGGAAGAGAAGAUUGAGAAAGAAAGGAAAGAAAAGGAAGAGGCGGAUAGAUUAGAGAAAGAGAGGAAAGAAAAAGGGGAGAGGGAAAUGAAAGAAAAGGAAGAGGCGGAUAGAUUAGAGAAAGAGAGGAAAGAAAAAGGGGAGAGGGAAAUGAAAGAAAAGGAAGAGGCAGAUAGGAAAGAAAACGUGGACAGGGAAAUGAGAGAAAAGGAAGAGGCAGAUAGAUUGGAGAAAGAAAGCAAAGAAAAAGAGAGGAAAAUCAGAGAAGAGGCAGAGAAGGAAGAAAGGGAGACUAAAGAAAAGGAAGAGAGGAUUGAAAAUGAAAGGGAAAAAAAGGAGGAGAGAGAAAAGGAAGAGGCAGAUAGAUUAGAGAAAGAAAGGACAGAAAAAGAGGAGAAGGAAAUCAAAGAAAGGGAAGAGGCAGAGAAAAUUGAGAAGGAAAGGAAAGGAAAACAGGAGAGGGAAAAGAGAGAGAGGGAAGAAGCAGAGAGGGUUGAGGAAGAAAGGAAAGAAAAAGAAGGGCUGGUGAUGAGCGGGAACGAAGAGGCAGAGAGCAUUGAAAAUGGGAGGAAAGAGAAAGAAAGUGGGGAAAUAGAAGAAAGGGAAGAGAAAGAAAAGGAGAAAGAGGAAAGUGAUAUGAAAAAAAAGGAAGAUUUAGAGGCAAGGGAGAUUAAAGAAAGGGUCGAGCAAGAAGAGUUAGCGGUAGCAAGGAAAGAGGAAAAAGAAAGAAAUGAAAACGAGUUAAGGGAAAAGGAAAAUAAGCUUCAACAGGAGAUACAAAAUGUUGAAGAGACAAAGAUAAUGGCUGAAUUGGACAAAAUCAAACCAGCUGAAAAAGAAAAAGAGGAAGAGGAGUUGGCUGCUGGAGCAGCUGCAGUCAAGGAGGUCACUGAGACUCGUGCCGCCAUUGAAUCAGUGGUGACGGUGGAAGACGACUUCAUCACUGUCGUCCAGACCAUCGAUGAAGCGGAUGAACCGGGACACAGUGUUCGUUUCUCUGCUCCACCUGAAGCCUUGUGUAUACCUAGUGGGGAAGAGCAAGAGGAUUACGAGGAUGAGGAGCAGAAUGAUGAUGAUGGUGAUGAUGAGGAGGAGUCUGUGGAGUUGGCCCAGGAGGCAGACAUUGAGGCUGCCAGUUUUGAAGAGGUUUGUGACAUUCCUGAUACCCCUGCGUCUCCUGAGAGGGAAGCUCAAACAGUCGAAACAGAAGGUCUAACAGAAAGUUAUGACAGAGAUGAAACCACCAUGGACGACUCCAUCCUGGACAGCUCUUGGGUGGACACACAAGAUGAUGACAAGAGCAUGGCUACAGAGCAGAUACAGCCCUUUCCUAAGGUGUGUAGUCCUGUCAGAAAGUCCCCUGUGGUCCAGAAUAAGCAGACACAGCAGAAGAGAACACAGAAGCAUGAAAAGCCAGUCAAGCCGAAAACUAAGGGUGGGCGGACUAAAGGCAGACUCUCCACUCCUGAACGCAAACCACAGCACAAGGACCCUGUUUACGUCCCUCGAGAGAAGAAAAAAGCUGUGAUAAAGAAGACUGACUUUACCAAAAAAAUGGAAGCUCAAACUCUGUCCCCGUCCAAGAGGAUUGGACCGAAACAAGGUGUCCGCCAGACCCGCCCCACCCAGCAUCAUUCCUGUCCUAGAAGGAGACCCACAGAGCAACCUUCUGACAGUCGUCAGCCGCUCACAGUUGCACGGCGGUCUUGCGACAGGGCGUUGUGCCAUGCUCAGCAUAUUUCCCUAACAAAGACACACACCUUCAUGUCCGCAAUGGUUACCUCAUUAAAUGGACCUCAUCCAUCCUCAGGAUCAGUAAUUUCAACUCUCAUAGCCAAGGAUGGUAGAUCACAAAGUCCUGACAAGAGAACUUCUGUGCCGCGGCAAGCCUCCUCUCUUAGUCGCCGCGGAUACCAUGAGGACAGUUCAACCUCCAUCACCAGCUCUGGUUCAACAGCACCCCGCAGACCCACAGCUUGCCGUGCUGUGAUGAGGGCAGAGCAAAGGACAGGUCGAGCUCCCAGUAUGACAGAUUUCUCCCUAACAGUCUCAGAGCCGCUGCGCUCUCGCUCAGCCCGCAGUGGCCACUCCACACCACGGACCCCCGGCUCUAGCGCCAUGACCCCUGGCACCCCUCCCAGCUGCUCAUCAUCCUCAAGGACUCCUGGAACCCCUCGUUCCCUCAGCGUGAUGUCCCAGGAGAGGAAGGUGGCUGUGGCCCGGACCCCGCCCAAGUCCCCCGCCACCACUCCCAAGCAGCUCCGAGUCCUCAACCAACCUUUACCUGACUUCAAGAAGGUCCGGUCCAAAGUUGGCUCCAUAGACAAUAUCAAGUAUCAGCCCAAAAGUGGACAGGUUCUCAUCCCCAGUGUUAAGCUGGACUAUAGCCAUGUUCAGUCUAGGUGUGGGUCCUUGGACAGGAGGGGCUACUCAGCAGGAGGUGGCAAUAUACAGAUACAGAACAAGAAGAUUAAUCUGAGUCAUGUGACCUCAAAGUGCGGCUCUCUAGACAACAUUCACCAUCGCCCUGGUGGUGGUAAUAUUCGUAUUGAGAGUGUGAAGUUGGACUUUAAAGACAAAGCCCAAGCCAAGGUGGGAUCCUUGGAUAAUGCUCACCACACUCCAGGAGGAGGUCGCGUUACAAUUGAGAGCCACCGGUUGACGUUCCGCGACCACGCCAAAGCCCGAGUCGACCACGGAGCGGAGAUCAUCGUUCGGUCGCCGGGCCGGUCCCGUUCCAUGUCGCCCCACCGCCACCGGGACAGCCACGUUUCGUCGUCCGGCAGUCUCAACAUGUUGGAGUCGCCACAGCUAGCGACCUUGGCUGAGGACAUCACUGCCGCGCUGGCCAAGCAGGGUUUGUGAACAUGCAUCGUGGAUGCUCUUACACUGAAGCUGUCAGCCAUUCACCACCCACCCACCGCCUUGAGGCCCACUUAGGGUGAUCACAACUUGGCUUCACAUCUCAAAGACCCACCAGAAGGGACUCCUAAACUUUAUGUCUGUUUUCAUCUCUGACAUGUUCUAUUGCUACCUAAUUUCCUCGGCCUCUCCUUUUGGAUGAUGUUGCAUAGAAUAGUUCACCUGUAGUGCUAAACAGGAUAACCUGUACAUACAAAUGGCGGGUGGGGCGGGGUGGGGGGAGCCACAUAUUGGCUUUAUUGAUCUUGGGUCUAUAGUUUAAAGAAGCUAUAGCUUUUAUUUACUUGUGGCCAUAUUCUGUACGUGGAAGUAAUGUGGCCAGCACAUCUUGCUGCACGUGUUGUUCCUGCUAACGUGCAUGGAUGGCAGACCCCUUAAUAAGCCGAGCCUCCCUACUGCUAGUCAUUCUUUUCCUCCUAAUAUAUAUAUAUAUAUAUAUAUAUAUAUAUAUAUAUAUAUAUAUAUAUAUAUAUAUAUAUAUAUAUCCAAACAAAUAGCUAUAUAUAUAUAGAAACGAGUAUAAGAAUACAGGUUAUUAACCAUCCACAUGUCCUUUGAAGCAGUUCCAAGGAAGCAACAACAUGACCAUAAAUAAGAUAAACCUGUAUUAUUGCGAAAACUAAGUCAUGUAUGACAAGCAUGUAUCGAUUCUCAAACUAAAAGAGGCUAUUUUGUAAUUUGAAAAGGGAUUUUAGUCAGUCAUUUUCUCAUUCAUUGGCAAAGAAAUGAACAAAUUCAUGUUUUGUAGUUCUUAGUUAUUUACGGUGUAUUUAUUGGUGUCAGACAGCGCUGAUGUUGUGUUGCUGAGCAAUGCAAGGACUGACGCAAAUGCAGAUGUUGGACCGUCUUAUACUGCAGAUGGAGCGCCAAUGGUGACAUGAGAUUUAUGGAUUCCGUUUGUGUGUGCGUUUGGUGCAGAUCUCAAGAUGUUUUACGAUCAGUGUAUCUGACUAUUUUGUUGCAGUAUAUGCAAAACAUUUGAAAAAAAUAGAAAGAUGAAUCAUUAGGGAAAGCAAAUGGCGAUUUAUCCAUUGAAAUAAGACGUUGGAGUGAUCUUGUUUGUUUUUCAGAGAACGUGUGGUUUAUCCUGACUCUUACCUGUUUGUUUGCUUCCGUGUUCUUCAGCAUUGCCCAUCUGUAUGUCCCUUCUCACCCCACCCUGCAGCAACUGUAAAUGUAUUUAAACGGUCAAGUAGAUGUAUGCAGUUUAUUAUUAUUUUUUUCCUGCUCUUGCUGGUAUGACUCCAUCGA